Molecule: messenger RNA, 1500 nt
Organism: Phytomonas sp. EM1
Lineage: Eukaryota; Euglenozoa; Kinetoplastea; Trypanosomatida; Trypanosomatidae
Source: the annotation of a GenBank genome assembly
AUGCAUUCGAAUGAAAAGGGACAUGAGGAGGGUGAAUCUGUGAUUGUUAAUCUCCCGCAGUCCGGGUUGGAUCGUUCAGAGGGCACUGCUCAUCUGAAUGCAACUGACAUUAAGCGAAGAAAAGAGCUAGCCAAUAACGUGCACUUGCCUGUAAUAAAAAGUGUAACUCUAGCUGGUACUUAUGUUCUUGCGAGUAUGGCUUAUUACUUUUGUAUUAGUUACAGCAAAUUAAACUAUAUCUACAGUGUCGCUCCCCUUGUCGCGAUGACCGAGGUGGUGAAAAUGGCGAUAUGCAUUGCGUUGAAAUACUGCAUCGACGGUGAACUUAUUCCACAAACUAUUCUCCUCUCUGAUACCCGUGGCGAAUUAUGGAAGAGAGGUCUUCCAUACGUGAUCCCUGCGUUUCUAUACGCUGUGUACAACAACAUGACCUUUAUCAAUCUGGAUAACUUUGACCUGGGCACGUACCAAGUGUUCAUGCAGACGCGAAUUUGGUUUACCGGUAUCGUGUUCACAGUGGUACUGGGACAAGCAUUGAGUUUGAGGAAGUGGUUGGCGUUGACCUUGUUGGCCUUCGGUGUGACACUAAAGUACUUUUCUCCAUCAACGUUUGAAAUGGGAAGCUGGGUAGGCAUCGUGAUCCUUCAGGCCUUCAUCUCCUCGCUUGCUGGUGUGUACAACGAGUAUAUGUUUAAGAAGGACCCUGGCUUCUCGAUACACAUGCAGAACUUCUUCAUGUACUUCUACGGCAUUGUAUUCAAUAUUCUGUUUGGCGUCGUGCUGGUGCCAAAUUUUGGUCGUGAACUCACUGUUGGCAUCAGUCAAACUCGUAUUUUCGUUGUAAUCGUGCUCGUCGGUGCGGUAACAGGGAUCACAGCUUCGUUUAUCUUAAAAUUCACUAACAUUAUUGUGAAGGCCCUUGCAUCCGGGGUUGAAGUGCCACUAACUGCGAUCAUGGCUGCAAUCCUGCUAGGGGAGAGAUUGUGUGCGCAAGACGUCGUUGCCGCGGUGAUGGUGAUGCUCGCCAUAUAUAUGUACUAUACCAAGGGGUUUGGGGACUCAAGGUUAAUCAACCUCAACUUUCGAAAACGUGAGCGGCUAAAUGUAGUAAGUCAAGAGGUGUAAAAUUCCUCGAACAAGGUGAUUCAUUCUACUGCGCCUAAUCCUAUCGCUCGUUGGAGUGUGAAAACGGCCUAAUUUGGAACAAAAGGGAUAAAGAUAACCUGGGUAGGGAUGCUUUUUAGUAUUAAGCAAAUGUUCAGGUAAGGAUAAAUUUUUUACUCUAGCGAGUAGGAUUCAUUCUGUAGGACUUCAUCUAUUUGCGCUACGAUUGCUAAUACAUCUGAUGUAGGUAGCGCGUGGGUGCUUUUGUUUGAAGUCAAUGGUCAUAUAAGUGGCUAAAAGCGUGGGGAGGAACAAGCACCUCAGAAGGGUUCAAAGUGGUGUAAUAACAGCACACAUGUUUUCGGUGUAUUAUAUGGUCAAAAAAAGUAUGGAAAU